Onthophagus taurus is the source of this 796-nucleotide messenger RNA. RefSeq names its product protein NDUFAF4 homolog. Gene Ontology annotation, biological process: mitochondrial respiratory chain complex I assembly. Lineage: Eukaryota; Metazoa; Arthropoda; Insecta; Coleoptera; Scarabaeidae. The record is from RefSeq and is a predicted model, not a curated record. Gene Ontology annotation, cellular component: mitochondrion.
AAAAUAAAUUUCUUCUGUCAAAAUCACACUGAACAUAACCUCAACUUAGUUAAGUAACCGAACGUGUGAAGCUCUAAAUUGUUUAAUUAAUAUAAAAUAUAAAUUAAAUCAUUAUUUAUUGAUGUCAUGGGUAAAACUAUAUCGAAAAUUAUAACGAAACCAAUACGAGAAUUUAAUAUAGAAAGUAGAGCUCAUAAAGUUAUUUCUCAACCAAAACCAACUCCAGCACCUAAAUACAAAUCAGAUGAAUUAAGUUACCAACAAAUGCUUAAAAAUCAACCUGAAGAAUUCAAAAAGGCUUUAGAGAAAGACGAUGGUUUAGAUAAACGUUUAAAAGAUGUAUUUAUUAGAUCUCAUGAUCCAAUGGUUAAACAUGAAUCGCAAGGCACAACAAACCCUGAUAGACCUUUACCUACUUCUAGAACGUACGUAGAUAGUGGAGAUUAUGGAUUUUACGAACCUAAAAAAGUGCCUUUGGGGCGAGUUACAUUGAGAAAUGUGGUUAAAUUUAUAUCUGAUCAUCAAAGCGAUAAAAAAACAUUUAGUGCUAGUAAAAUAGCUGAACAGUAUUUACUUCCAGAAGAUACAACAAAUCACAUAUUGAAGUAUUACAAAAUGUACGAAGUUUAUAUUCCUCAAGAACGAGAUGUAAAAGCAAAAUUUGCGGGGCCCACGGUGGCUCGAAAGAAAAUUACAGUACACAACAAAUUAAAAAUGUUGGACUUUAAAGAUAAAAAAAACGAUAAAUAGUUGUUAAUUAAAUGUGUUUAGAUUGGUGUUAAAUAUAAUAAUAGAA